Molecule: messenger RNA, 234 nt
Organism: Kwoniella mangroviensis CBS 8507
Lineage: Eukaryota; Fungi; Basidiomycota; Tremellomycetes; Tremellales; Cryptococcaceae
Exons: 1
Coding region: 1-234 (77 amino acids)
Source: RefSeq, a predicted model, not a curated record
AUGGACGUUGGAAACAUCCCUAUGAUCGGUCUCGUUUCGCAUCAGCGGGUUUAUGCGAGAAAGACCAUCGGUAAGCAUGAGAUUGGGUCCAUGAUCAUCAUCGGUGGGGAGAAAAAGUGGGCCGAGAAGGAGGAGAGAUUGAGACUGGUUCCAUUUUUCGCCAGAUCAAACAGGGACUCAGGUGGCAGGCUCAGGACUAUGUUCCCCAGGGUAGCUGUUAGUGAUGUCGAGUAA